Menidia menidia (Atlantic silverside) is the source of this 273-nucleotide messenger RNA. The record is from the annotation of a GenBank genome assembly. NCBI's taxonomy places the organism in Eukaryota, Metazoa, Chordata, Actinopteri, Atheriniformes, Atherinopsidae.
AUGCUCCGGUUCGGCGGCAGGAUGUUUGGCUUCUCGGCCCUGCUCUCGCUUCUCCUCGCGGGGCUCGUGGUAGCCUCCUCGGAUCUGUUUGAUAACCAACUGGGCGACAUCAACUACUGCAAAAAGCAGUGCCAGAUCACCGUCAAAAACAAAAGCCCCGCUAAGUCCGGGUCCGCGUCCAGAAAACGGGAAGGCGCGUGCGUGGUGGCGGUGGUGAUGAUGAUGGUGCGCGUGACGCACGCACGCACGCACGCGCGGAGAGGAGGCAGAUGA